Molecule: messenger RNA, 1896 nt
Organism: Didymella exigua CBS 183.55
Lineage: Eukaryota; Fungi; Ascomycota; Dothideomycetes; Pleosporales; Didymellaceae
Exons: 2
Coding region: 1-1896 (631 amino acids)
Cellular component (GO): cytoplasm; ubiquitin ligase complex
Molecular function (GO): protein binding
Source: RefSeq, a predicted model, not a curated record
AUGGACGUCAAGAAGAAGCACGAGCUCGAGGCGGCCCUCGCGACCGAGGCGCAGGCCAUCGCCGCCGGCCAGCUCCAGGAGGAGAAUCCGCUGGACCCGAGCGACGCCUUCAGGCGGUUCUGCGAGGCGUGCCGGCGGGGCGACGAGAAGGCGUGCCAGGAGAUGAUCUCCCAGGGCGUGAACCUCAACGCGCGCGACCAGUACGACUACACGCCCUUGAUCCUUGCCAGUCUGUGCGGCCACUACGAGGUCAUACGGCUGCUCCUCGAGAACGGCGCGCUGUGCGAGCGAGACACCUUCCAGGGCGAGCGCUGCCUGUACAAUGCCCUCAACGACCGCAUACGCAACCUGCUGCUCUCCUACGACUACGCCAAGUCGACGAACCCUCUGCAGCCGCUCGCGGCGCACAUCACCUCGCUCCUCACACGACCAUCGCCGAAGACCGCCGACAUUGCAAUCACUGCAUUCGACCAGACCUUCCACCUGCACAAGUUCCUGCUCGCCGCACGCUCCCCGUACUUUGCGAAGAAGCUCGCAGCAACUCCAUCAGUAACAUCAUGGAAGCUGCCGGACAAGAUACCUGCAGAGUCGCUGGCCAUGGCGCUGCAGUACCUCUACUUCCAGGAAGUGUCCAUUCGGCGCGCACUCGUGGGCCUGAGCGACGAGCAGGAGCUGGUUGUCUUCAAUGGCAUCGACAAAAUUGGCAAGCAGCUGGAAAUCGAAAGGCUGUUUGAAGACAUCACCGAGAUCGACGAUCGAAGACGGUUACGGCAGCGCAGGGCAGACGAGCUGUCGAGAGGGAGACAGCAGCUGGACGAGUGGUUCCAGAGCAACAUUGUAAAACACAAGAGGGUCGUCGACACCGACAAGGUUGACAGCAUCAAGUGGGACCGCGAAAACUCCAUCUUCGCUGACAUUUUGCUUCGCGCCGACGACGAUGACGAGCCUGAACAGUCCGCGACCUCGACGCCUGCUACAGAGGCCGCGAACGGCGCGCUGAAUGGUCUACCGAUUGGCCCGAGACAAUCGAGAUCCCCGUCACGGCAGCGCAAGCCUCGCCAAUCCACUGUAUACCCUGCGCACCGCGCGAUGCUGUUGCGGUCAGAGUACUUCUUGACCAUGUUCAGCUCAGACUUCAAAGAAGCGCAAGAGACACCGCACCUGCAAGUCGUCACCGUAGACUGCUCACCGGCUGUGCUCGAGACCAUUCUGACCUUCAUGUACACCGAGCGCGCAGAUUUCGGUCUCGACAUAGCCAUCGACGUUCUGUUCGCGGCAGACAUGCUUUUCAUCGACAAGCUGAAGCAGCGCGCUGCAAUCAUCAUCUCUGCACUGGGCGCCGGCCAAUCAGCCGUCGAGUCUGACAAUCCUCGUGGCGAGACAGAUGCUGAUGACGUCAUCGACAUCUACGAGGUCCUCCAGGCCGGAUGGGAGACGAAGGUGCAGCGUCUCGAAGAGUUUGCAGCACGCUACAUCGCCUACCGAUUGGAGCACUACAUCGACGAGCCCGAGUUCGCGCAGAUUGUACAAGAGUCUGCCAACAGAGUCAAGGCGCGUCAGGAGACGGAUACAGUCGAGUUGGUCGACGACAUCCGGUACUACCUCUCAGAGAGAUUCAGACUUCGUUUUGAAGACAGCGGACUGGACGAGAUGAUGGACGAGCAAGCUGCCAUCAAGGCGGCUGAGAAAGAUCUCGGACGGUCGGUCGACAAUCUUUCCUUGGAUGACACGAUGCAAGACCAAGCUGUUCCUGUUGAGCAGCAGAUUGCUGCAGGUGCCAUUCGAACGCUAGACGGCGAGCCUGUCAGCGAUGAGUUCUUGCAGGACGCCCAAAACUACCAGAUCCUGCUGGGUAAGAUAGACACCUUGUUGGAGAGGCUCAAUCUAGACGCGUAG